This is a messenger RNA of Phaedon cochleariae (mustard beetle), 1323 nucleotides long. The record is from the annotation of a GenBank genome assembly. NCBI's taxonomy places the organism in Eukaryota, Metazoa, Arthropoda, Insecta, Coleoptera, Chrysomelidae.
AUGGCUCUCCGUGAGAUCAGUCCAGCUGUGAACACCGGGCGCACCAGUCACCCUACAGGAGUACCAACCCGAACGAAAAAAAAAAAAACAACCGUUGCGCGAAAACAAUGUCGUGUUCGUGAUACUUUACAGCGAGUGAACAGUGAACAAUUAGUAAUGAUAAACGCUUUCAUGGAUGGUGGUCACCACCACCAUCACCUAGCCACCUACGGUCUCAAGAUGUCUCCGGGACCCAACGGCAACCAAACCCAAGCGCCGGACAGCAACCAGAACCAUUUCCAGGCUAACUACCCGCAUAUGGGACACCAUUUGAACCCGCACGCGGGCUACGCAGCCCGCGACUUUUUGCUGCGUCGAGACCACCACGAGUUUCCUACUGCAGCUCAAACAGCCCCAAACGAUCCCGUGCUGUUCCACCAUCACCACACGGAGAUGCCGCCUCAUCAUAAUCCCCACCUAGCGCCGCCACACCACCAAUACCACACUGCCUAUCACCCACCCGCACACCACCAAUACCUCAACCCCCAUAUGGGUAUGCCGCCUCACCAUCCCGCGAAUGCCCACGGUGCUUUCUUCCGAUACAUGCGGCAACCCGUUAAGCAGGAGAUGCAGUGCAUGUGGAUAGACCCAGAACAGCCCCAGCCGAGGAAGACCUGCUCGAAGCACUUCACCAGCAUGCACGAAAUCGUCACCCACUUGACGGUGGAGCAUGUGGGUGGGCCUGAGUGCACGACCCACGCAUGUUUUUGGCAGAACUGCGCGAGGAACGGGAGGCCCUUCAAGGCUAAGUAUAAGCUGGUGAACCACAUAAGGGUGCAUACGGGGGAGAAGCCGUUUCCGUGUCCGUUUCCCGGAUGUGGAAAGGUAUUUGCGAGGAGCGAGAAUCUGAAGAUACACAAGAGGACGCAUACGGGCGAGAAACCCUUCAAGUGCGAAUUCGAAGGCUGCGACCGAAGGUUCGCCAACUCCUCGGAUCGAAAAAAGCACUCGCACGUCCACACCUCCGACAAGCCUUACAACUGCCGCAUAGCAGGCUGCGACAAGUCAUACACGCACCCCUCCUCUCUGCGCAAGCACAUGAAAGUCCACGGCUGCUCCGGAAGGUCCCCCCACCACUACGAGAGCGAUGGCGAAGAAUCAAACUCUUCUUCGGCGGGCAGCAUCUCCGUGGCUGCCAGCCCCCACGUGGUGCCCCAGGUUCCCCAGGUGCCGGGUACCACCUCCCUCAGCGACUGGUACGUGUGCCAGCCGGCGCCGGUCGCGCCAGAUCCUCUAGGACACUUUGGGAACCUUCACCAUAGUAAUGUCACGACGGCGUAUUGA